GUUUAACCAGAAGGAACAGUUUGUUCACGACGCCAAAAACCCAUGAGUACUAAAUUUUCCGUAGAAGUGGGUCAAAGCAGCGAGCAGCCCGGGAUGCACUGACGGUUGUUGUUGUAUUUUUUUUUUCGUGAAUUUUGUGUGUGUAAAACCGUUGGACACAGCUAGCGACGUCAGUUAGCUAGUUUCGUCGAGCGAACAGGACAACCGUUGAGCUAGCUUUUUCUUUUGUCGGUUACUACGCGGUUAACGUCAACAACAAGGGGGGGAAAAAUGUCGGGAGAGCCAAUUCUCAUCACACUGGAAACGGCCACCGGGGCCACUAGCUCAUUCCCGGUUGUUUUGAAGAAAAUAAUGGAAAUGCCUCCGCCGAAUAUACUGGACGGGGAGGACGACACUGACAAGGAAAAGCUGUGUCUGGGAGAAAAUGCCGAGCUGGGGGGAGGAGGAAGCGAUAUGGGUCCUUCAGCCGCCCUGACUCCUGCUAUCUGGGAGAAGACCAUUCCCUACGAUGGUGAGAACUUCCACCUGGAGUACAUGGACCUGGAGGAGUUCCUUAUGGAGAACGGCAUCCCCACCUCGCUUGACGAGGACUCCCUAAAGAGCAUAACAGAAGGCGGCGCCACCAAGACAGAGAAAACUAAGGUUGCUCUCUCUGCAAAGACAAAGGUGACCAGGCCAGCAAAUGUGUCCCCAGUGGCCCUGCUGCCCAUUCAGGAGUUGGACCGGUGUGAGGAGGAAGUGGUGAUCAUCACCAAGAGUGACUCUGAUAUCAUCUGUGAUGUUACUGCAGAGGUGACCACUGAAGAGGACAGAGCGUCCCCCGAGCCCAUCGACCCUGAUGAGAUUGAGGUUGAGAUCAACUACGAGCCUGAUCCCACAGACCUGGUCCUGUCAAGUGUGCCUGGGGGCGAACUGUUUGACCCACGCAAACACAAGUUCACUGAAGAUGAGCUCAAACCACAACCUAUGAUCAAGAAGGCCAAGAAGGUGUUUGUGCCUGAUGAACAGAAGGAUGAUAAGUACUGGCAGAGGAGGAAGAAGAACAACGUAGCUGCCAAACGCUCACGUGACGCCCGCAGGUUAAAGGAGAACCAGAUCACCGUCCGAGCAGCUUUCCUGGAGCGUGAGAAUGCAGUGCUGCGGUCGGAGGUUGCAGAGUUACGAAAGGAGUGCGGCCGCUUCAAAAACGUUGUGGGUCGCUAUGAAGCCAAAUUUGGAUCAAUUGCGAUGCCGGAAGACCAAUAGACAACAGCUGAUUUAUUCAUUUAUUUUUCUAAUGAAUCAAUAAAUCAAAACCAUUGAGGGUUGGUAUGUGAGAACAAUAGAAUCGAUCAGAUGAAGAAGAGGAGGAAGAGAGCGUACGUGAGGGCGUGACUGUUGUUGCCAUGGAGACGCAACAGCAUGUUAAGACCUGAUAUCUGUUUUUUUUUAUUUUUUUUUUAUUUUUUUAUGACUUCUGUUUGCCAUCCAUGUGAGUGAGAUGAAUGUGAGAAGAUAUUCAAGUGCUUCUUCAGUACACCUCUUUCAUGUAGUGUACUUCUAUCAUGUUUUGUAUGCCUUUGGCCGAAAGAGAUCAUUUGUGAUGAACUGUGGGUUUUAUUUCAAUUUUUUAGAUGGUUGACAUUUAGGCAGCAGUUACAAUAGUUUAGACUAGAUUUUGAGUCAGUUUUAUGAUAUUGUAGAAAUAAACUGGUUUGCAGGUUGCUUUCAGUUCUUUGCACAUUUUAAUGACUUCUGAAACCCACAUGUCCAUUUUUUUGUUUUCAAAUUUCUAUUAGUAUGGCAGAUAUGUAGAGAACUGGGCUUUUCUUUCCUCACAAAAACUUCUGAUUGUGACAUUUCCACUAACUUAAGCUUCUUCAGGGGAUAACAGUGACGUGGCUGAAAGAAAUGCAGCCAUGUUUACUUCUCUUCACAUAAAAGAACUCCUUACCAGCAGCACAGGGCUGUACAUAAACACUGUUCUCCCUGUUUCAAUGUAUGUCUUGCAGUCGCUCUCGUGCUGUGUUUGUCACUGAGUAAGACGCCUGCUUGAGCCUCUGUAGGUUGUCAUGUGACUCGUCCAUUUACGUCAGAAACGCUUCAGAAGUAUUGUGUGUAGAACCCACUGAUGCAUGUACUGUAAAUAGUUGUAGUCUAAAAUGAUGCUCUAUUUUUUUUUUUUCCAAUAUUUUACAAAUGUGUUCAGUCUUGUAGGACAUGAGAACUCAGAUACAUUGCCAGUUGAGUUUUUGAACAGGUUCUCUUUAGUUUGAGUGAAUAUCAAGCAAUUAAAUUGUAAAUUUCCUUAAAGCUUAUCAUCUCUUGAAGAGCUGACAUUUGCCCUUAUAUGGCAGUGUCUCAUCUUUGUUAGAUGCUAAUGUUGCUCUUUAAUUAUUGCUUCAUUAAAGGCAGCUGGUGGUGAAAGGUUAAACUCGUUAAGCCUGAAAACACAGACAUUUUUGUUGAUGUCGUCUACUACACAGCUCUUAUUAAAGUAAUCAAGCUCAUAUUUCUAGUAAAUUUACAGGUGCAUUCCUUGAAACAACCAAAACAGUAAAGAUGUUCAAAACCCUUGACUGGAAUGUAUUUGCAUUUAGAUUGAAUAAUCUAUUAAGUUUUUUGGGGUGUGUUGGUGGACUCACUUAUCACCCAACUUUUUUUAGUUCAUUUGUGUCUGAACUUCUUCAGAAAUUCUCUCUCAGACUUGGAAGCUGGCAGCUGUCGCCAGCUGAUAAUUUUUAUUUUUUGACAAACCAAGAAGUCUCAAUAAAUACAGACUGUAUUGGGGCAUCUUUAUUUUUUUAUAAAAUAAAGAACCUCGAAAUAUAAAAAUGUCUUCUAUGUCUAAAGCCAUUUCAAUGCAGGGUGCAGUCUGGCGGUUUACAGGGGUUAUACUGUUGAAAAUCAUAUCCAAAAAUCAAAAGUUGUUACCCAGGAUUAUUUAACUGUCCAAUUCUGACAAAAAGGGAAAGGUGGUCUUUUCUGCUGUGCUUCCACUAUAGACUUUUUUACCAAGAAUUCACUGUAAGUCUUUUUUUUUGGGAGGGGUCGAUUUAUGAAGAAUUUAAUUAAAUCUAAACUGAUAUGGGUUAUUUUAUUAACAACACACCCAGCAGUAAACACAGCUUCAUCUAUUCUCAUCUUUUUGUGUAAAAAUGAAGAGCAAUCUUCUCUGUGGAGUAAAACUAAACGUCAGGAUCGCCACAUUUAUCCAGUGGAUUUUCUGGAAAUAAUUUUACUCCAAGCCUCAUUAAUUUCAGUUAAGAAAGAGUCACAUUCUCCAUAAUACAGUCUCCAAAGUGUAAUUAUUAGUAUCAUUUUGACAUGAAUGAUUAUGUAUUUCCUGACUUGUUUAAAUAUUUGUAAUGCUCUCUGCUAUAAUAGAGGUUGCAUCUGCCUUCUACCAGGAACAGGUCAAUUUGUUAACUUUGAGGGGUUGUUUUUAAUCCUCCUGGUUCUGUCUUUGUAUUUCUUUGUAAAGAAACAUCUUGGCAUUUUAAGUGUGGCUACCUUUUGUCUUGUAUAUACAGUAUGUAUAAAUAAAGCCUUGUUGAAAAAGUG
Molecule: messenger RNA, 3543 nt
Organism: Seriola aureovittata
Lineage: Eukaryota; Metazoa; Chordata; Actinopteri; Carangiformes; Carangidae
Gene: tefa
Product: TEF transcription factor, PAR bZIP family member a
Exons: 5
Coding region: 271-1245 (324 amino acids)
Biological process (GO): regulation of transcription by RNA polymerase II
Cellular component (GO): nucleus
Molecular function (GO): DNA-binding transcription factor activity, RNA polymerase II-specific; RNA polymerase II cis-regulatory region sequence-specific DNA binding
Source: RefSeq, a predicted model, not a curated record